AUGGCAGCGCGCCCGCCGCCCGCGCCCCCUGCCCGCGCCCUGCUGCUCGCCCUGGCCGGGGCUCUGCUCGCGCCCCGCGCGGCCCGAGGUAAGUCGCUGAGCCCAGGCGGCUCCCUGCCCGUCCCCCACCCCGGGGCAGCUCGCGCUGCGCUGGCGCAACGCCGAGUGCCGGGGCUGUCCCUAGACGCGACACACCUGGGCGUACCUGCGGAGCCCGGGGACUGGCGCUCCCAGCGCGCGGAGACCGACCCCCUCCCAGGUACCAAUUCCGGUGGGGGGAACGGGGUGCGGGAGGUCACCUGGCUCGGGACCCUCAGCAGCCAGCUCUGGGUCCACCCUCCACGAGGUUCCCUCGGGGGACGCGCACUAGCCGCGCAGAUAGUGACUGUGGAACCAGAAACCAACCCUCCUCCUAAUCCCCUGCCUACAGAAGAGGAGAAAACAGAAUCUAACCAGGAGGCUGCUAACCCAGAACACUAUAUUAAACAUCCUCUACAGAACAGAUGGGUACUCUGGUCUUUUAAAAAUGAUAAAAGCAAAACUUGGCAAGCAAACUUUCAGCUGAUCUCUAAGUUUGAUACUGUUGAAGACCUUUGGACUCUGUACAACCAUAUCCAGUUGUCUAGUAAUUUAAUGCCUGGCUGUGACUACUCACUUUUUAAGGAUGGUAUUGAGCCUGUGUGGGAAGAUGAAAUGAACAAGCGGGGAGGACGAUGGCAAAUGACAUUGAACAAACAGCCGAGACGAAGUGACCUCGAUCGCUUUUGGCUGGAGACACUGCUGAGCCUUACUGGAGAAUCUUUUAAUGACUACAGUGAUGGUGUCUGUGGAGCUGUUGUUAAUGUUAGAGCUAAAAGUGAUAAGAUAGCAGUAUGGACUACUGGAUGUGAAAACAGAGAUGCUGUUACACAUGUAGGGAGGGUACGCAAGGCAAGGUUAGGACUUCCUCCAAAGAUGGCGAUUGGUUAUCAGUCCCAUGCAGACACGGCUACUACGAGCAGCUCCACCACUAAAAAUAGGUUUAUUGUUUAA
Cynocephalus volans (Philippine flying lemur) is the source of this 1032-nucleotide messenger RNA. Its product is annotated as eukaryotic translation initiation factor 4E-like. Bases 1 to 1032 code for a protein of 343 amino acids. Gene Ontology annotation, cellular component: eukaryotic translation initiation factor 4F complex; cytoplasm. The transcript is spliced from 3 exons. The record is from RefSeq and is a predicted model, not a curated record. Gene Ontology annotation, biological process: translational initiation. NCBI's taxonomy places the organism in Eukaryota, Metazoa, Chordata, Mammalia, Dermoptera, Cynocephalidae. Gene Ontology annotation, molecular function: translation initiation factor activity; RNA 7-methylguanosine cap binding.